AAAAAAAAUUAUCCCCCGCAUUUACUUAUCUGUUGCGUGGAGCAUCAGAUCAUCCCUCCCACCAGUGUCCUCGAUUCUGUCGAAAUCUGAAAAAGCUGACGUAAUUAAUUAAAUUUCUUGCAAAAAAAACUCUGUAAUUUUAGCUCUGCAAUUUGCUUAAGUCAGACCACCCAAAUUCAUCUUCUGUCUCUUUCUCUCUCUACAUCACUUCUUGAAACUAUUUCCACAGUUUCUCUCUCUCUAGACUCUGCAUAUAUGCAUAUCUCUGUGUGAGUGGAAACUCUGUAUUCUUUUUUUGGAUUAGGGUUUAUUGGAGAGAGUUCAUAAUAUGCAUGAAGAUAAGAGGACGAGGGUUAUUUGCAGCAGAGAUCAUCAUAAUAAUCAAACCAGCCCAGAAAGACUAGGUAAUAAUAUUAAUAUUAACAAUAUUAAUAUUAAGACAAGAUUAAAUAAUAGUAAUAAUAAUAAUAAUAAUGUUGUAAUGAAAGCAACAUUCAAGAAAGUACAAAUAGUUUACUACAUAUCAAGAAAUGGUCACCUCCAACACCCACAUUACAUUGAAGUUUCUCAUCUUGCCCAUCAACACCUUCGUUUGAAAGAUGUUCUUGACCGGCUUACAGUUCUUAGAGGUAAAGGAAUGCCUUCACUUUACUCCUGGUCUUGCAAAAGGAGCUACAAGAAUGGUUAUGUAUGGAAUGACUUGGCUCUAAACGACGUCGUUUAUCCAUCUGAAGGAGCUGAAUAUGUACUCAAAGCAUCUGAAUUACUUCUACCUUCCAGUACUGAGAAGUUGCACCACCUUCAAAUUGGGAAUGCUCAAGAAUUUCAAUUUGGGGGCGGCGGCGGCGGCGCCGCCGCCCAGGACGCAUCGGACGUCCACCCAAAACGCAAAUCUUUACCUUCAAAACGACAGGAUCAGUACCAUCAUUAUGAAGAAAAUGUGGCAGCUGAAGAUGAAGAAUAUGAAGCUGGAAAAACAGUGGUGCACACAAGGUGUUCGAUGGGUGUCUCCACUGAAGAAAUCCAAGAAUUCAAGCUCAAAAUCCCUACCAAAAGCACUAUUAUUAACAAACCAACCGAAAUAAAUCUCGACGCCAAUUCAUUCUCCUCACCUCCGUCAACCACCUCACCAACUCUUUCCGACCACUCGAACAACGAAAUCUCGAUUAUCGACAACAGCAACGUCAAUUCGAAGAGGUUUGUUACCGAAGACGGAGAUCCAGUAGGAAAUGAGCCAAUGCUGAGCAGAAACUCCAUGCUGUUCAGCCUCAUUGCAUGCGGCGGAUCGGGCCCAUCUUUCAGGAAGACCGCCCCGCCACUGCCACCGACUCCGCCGCGGAAGAGCGGCAGCAGCCUCCAUCGAGGGGUGGUUUGUAAAGCGGCCGCUGCCGCAAGGGUGGCGGUUGAGGACGAGGAAGAUGAGGAGGAAGUUGUGAUGAUUAAGUACAUGUCGGAGAAUCCGAGAUUCGGAAACAUGCAAUCGGAGGAAAAGGAGUAUUUCAGCGGCAGCAUUGUCGAGUCCAUCACCACCGAGGAACGGCUCGGUGGGCCCGGACUGAAGAAAUCGUCUUCGUAUAAUCAAGAAAGGAGCAAAAAGUGUGGGAUGCAAGCAGAAGAAGAGGCAGCAGAGGAAGAAGUGAAGAAAGAAAAGGGUAUAAUAGGGAAAUGCAUGCCAAGGAAGAAGUCAUCAUCUUCCAAAAACCCUAAGAAGUGAUUUUCAUUUAAUUUUGAAUAUUUGGGAGUUGGUUGAUAUUAAUAUAUUUGGCAAAAACUUUAUUAAUUAGAGCAUGUAAUAAUUUUAUGAAGAGUUUAAUGCAGUAUUUAUUCCAACUGCAAUCUGCUUUUAGCUGUAAAAAGUUGAUUAUGAAUUUAAUGUCACUUUUGUAAGUUGUUGCAA
Messenger RNA from Erythranthe guttata (spotted monkey flower), 1897 nucleotides. Its product is annotated as protein SOSEKI 2. Lineage: Eukaryota; Viridiplantae; Streptophyta; Magnoliopsida; Lamiales; Phrymaceae. The record is from RefSeq and is a predicted model, not a curated record.